AUGGGCUCUGUGACCAUCCGUGGACAGACCAUCAAGACCGAUCCAGAGUGGUUCAACGUACCCAACAACGUCCUCGAUGCCACCACGAGGAAGCUUCACCUCCUCAAAGACCAUCCUGUGUCUAUCACCCGCCAAAUCAUCCAGUCCAAUUUCCCCGAGCCGACGUUCAAGUACCACAAUGAGUUCAGUCCCGUUGUGUCAACCCGCCAGAACUUCGAUUCGCUGGGUUUCCCUGUGAACCAUCCCGGCCGCGCCCUCUCCGAUACGUAUUAUAUAAAUAGCGAGACUCUUCUCCGCACACAUACAAGUGCGCAUCAGGCCGACACUUUCCGAGGAAAUGAGAGUGCGGGAUACCUCGUCUCUGCCGAUGUCUACAGACGAGAUGCCAUUGACCGAAGUCACUAUCCUGUAUUCCAUCAGAUGGAGGGCGCCAUGUCAUGGGAUCGCACCAAAGUUCCUAAUGGUGACGUUGCUGCAGCCGUGUGGAAGGAUUUCGAAAAGCUACCUGUUCACGGGAUCAAAGUGGAUGACCCAAACCCUCCCAUGCACCCUGAGACAAAUCCUCUCCAGGACGCGCAUCACACAGCUGCUGAAGCCGAGGCUAUCGGCGCUCAUCUCAAGAGAUCAUUAGAAUGCAUGGUUGUCGAUAUCUUCUCCCGAGCCAAGGCCGCUGCGAUCAAGGAAGACCCCAACUUUGUAGAUGAGCCGCUGCAGAUGCGAUGGAUUGAAGCCUACUUCCCCUUCACAAGCCCCUCGUGGGAGCUGGAGGUCUACUAUGCUGGAGACUGGCUUGAAGUGCUGGGCUGUGGUGUAGUCAAGCAGGAUAUCUACAUCAACGCCGGCGUGCCGAACCAACUAGGCUGGGCGUUUGGCAUUGGCAUUGAUCGCAUUGCCAUGCUUCUCUUUAAAAUCCCAGAUAUCCGGUUGUUCUGGUCAAAAGACAAGCGCUUCCUGUCUCAAUUCGAGGGCGUGACCGACAACCUCGACAACCUCAAGCGCUUCGUCCCCUUCUCCAAGUACCCUCCCUGCCCCAAGGACGUGUCCUUCUGGCUUAGCUCCACGACGGCAGCAGGUGGCAACACCAAGGGCACAUUCCAUGAGAACGACGUGAUGGAGAUCGUCCGUAACGUGGCGGGUGACGUGGUCGAGGAUGUCCGUCUGAUCGACGAAUUCACGCAUCCCAAGACAGGGCGCAAGAGCAUGGCGUAUCGUAUUGUAUACCGCAGCCUAGAGCGGACGCUGACGAACGAAGAGGCUGUCGCUUAUCACGAAGAUGUUCGCAAAGCUCUGGUCAAGGAGCUGGGUGUUGAGCUUCGAUAA
Molecule: messenger RNA, 1320 nt
Organism: Fusarium sp. VM40
Lineage: Eukaryota; Fungi; Ascomycota; Sordariomycetes; Hypocreales; Nectriaceae
Source: the annotation of a GenBank genome assembly